CCCCUGCUGACAUUUUUUUUUCUGGUGGUCUACAGUAUGUGCGUGUGUCUGAGCGUGCGUGGUGCCAUGUGACAGGGGGUCCAGAGUUGUCCAGCCUCGUUUUUUUUUGUGUGACUCCCUUGCAGUUGCCUGGAUCGUGUUACUGGCUGCUCCCCGCACCGCUGAGCCCACCACCUCUGCGCCAAUCACAGCCUGCCUUCACCUACGCGCACAUGCACGCACGCACGGGCUCAGACCCUGAGUACUGAGUGACACACACGGCGAUCCACCGCUCCCGGUUCUCCGCUGCCUUCACAUGCGUCCCCACCGACUCCGCGUAGCGCUGGCUGCGCCAAGAUGAGCGGUCCUCCCGGUACCAUCUGAACACCGCCUGCCUGACCCGGAGCCGCGGAGAGAGACAUCCAGACAGACAGACAGACAGACAGACAGACAGACAGACAGAGAAAGAGACCGUCUUUCCUCUCUCACAACCCAUCUUCCGUUCGCUUGGAAGCACUGCAUAUCUUUCGGCAUCUUUUCCUUUUUUCUCACCCCUCCUCUUCUUCCUCCUCCUCCUCCUCCCUUUGCUGCAUCCCCUCCGUUAUUGUCGGUUUACAGGAUAAACCGGAGAGCCAGCUUGUGGAAAUACAUUUUUUUUUUUGCAUUUUUUUUCCUGCCUAGUGUUGGUAGCGCGCUGUCGGUGCGCGCUUUGCAAAUUCCGUUGAAUGGUGGAUUUGGCAAACAUGGAGACCGUGGAGAAGGAAUGCGGGGCCCUCGGGGGUUUAUUCCAGGCGAUUGUCAACGACAUGAAGUGCUCCUAUCCUGUGUGGGAGGACUUCAGCGCCAAGGCCACCAAGCUGCAUUCCCAGCUCCGAACCACGGUUCUGGCUGCUGUAGCCUUCCUGGAUGCCUUUCAGAAGGUGGCAGACAUGGCUACCAACACCAGAGGGGCGACCAGAGACAUUGGUUCAGCUCUAACCAGGAUGUGCAUGAGGCAUCGCAGCAUUGAGGCCAAACUGCGCCAGUUCACCAAUGCUUUGAUGGAGAGUCUGAUCAAUCCUCUCCAGGAUAAGAUUGAGGAUUGGAAGAAGACAGCCACCCAGCUGGAUAAAGAUCAUGCCAAAGAGUACAAGAGGUCACGCCACGAGAUCAAGAAGAAGUCAUCUGACACCAUGAAGCUGCAGAAGAAGGCCCGUAAAGAGAUCCAGGGGCGAGUGGACCUGCAGCCCCAGCUGGACAGUGCCAUGCAGGAUGUGACUGACAUGUGUCUGCUGAUGGAGGAGAUGGAGAAGCAGGCAGUGCGCCGCGCCCUAGUGGAGGAGAGGGGGCGCUUCUGCACAUUCAUCGGCUUCCUGCAGCCUGUUGUGAAUGGAGAGAUUGCCAUGCUGGGAGAGAUCACACACCUCCAGGCCAUCAUUGAUGACCUCACUGUGCUGACAACUGAUCCUCACAAACUGCCGCCAGCUAGUGAACAGGUGAUAAAGGACCUUAAGGGGUCGGAUUACAGCUGGUCCUAUCAGACCCCCCCCUCAUCCCCCAGCAGCUCCUGCUCCCGCAAGAGCAGCAUGUGCAGCAGCGUCAACAGCGCCCACAGUAGUGCCUCCCGUUCAUCAGGGGGAGGCGGUGGUGGUGGUUUUGGUGGAGGCGGUGGAGGCUCCCAGCCCCACUCACCCACCUCAUCCUCCUCCUCCUCCUCCUAUCGCUACCGCAGCAACCUGCCGCAUCAACCCCCACCACCGGGGGGCAUAGCGGCACACCGCCUCAGCAGCGUCUCCUCCCACGACUCGGGAUUCGUGUCCCAGGAUGCAAACAUCUACUCCAAGCCCCCCUCACCCAUGCCCUCGGACAUCACUAGCCAGAAGUCGUCCAGCUCAGCAUCGUCAGAGGCCUCAGAAACGUGCCAAUCAGUCAGUGAAUGCAGCUCCCCCACCACUGAUUGGUCCAAAGCAGGUCAGUACGAGCAUGCAGGGGCGGCAGCGGUAGUUCAGAGAAGAAAGGAACCGCUUGAUAGACUGAGGGAGAACGAGAUGUCGCCGGUCUCCCAGGGAUACGCCACACCUACUCAGCCCGAGGACGCGCAGAGACACAGGAUGACACCGGCCAACAUGGCUGCCAAGCAUGGAGAUGAGGUUUCUCCAGCAGCCAGUGACCUGGCCAUGGUUCUGACCAGAGGACUGAGUAUGGAGCAGCAGAAGAGCAACAGGGACUCUCUGCAGUACUCCAGUGGCUACAGCACAGAGACUACAACCCCAUCCUGCUCUGAGGACACAAUCCCCUCCCAAGGUUCUGAUUAUGACUGCUACUCAGUGAAUGGUGAUGCUGAAGGUGCAGAUGGCCAGACAGAGUUUGACAAGUCCUCCACAAUUCCUCGCCACUCUAACAUCGCUCAGAACUACCGGCGCAUGAUCCAGACCAAGAGACCAGCGAGCACAGCCGGACUACCCAGUGGGGUUCUAGGUCCUGGGGGUCAUCUUAUAUCCGGGGGAGGUGGUUCAGGUACUCCAGGCACUGCCACCAUCCGCCGAACCCCGUCUACGAAACCGGGCGUGAGGCGCACACUGUCCAGCGCGGGGCCUAUUCCAAUCCGACCACCCAUUGUGCCUGUCAAGACACCAACUGUUCCAGGAGACUCACAUUCACCUGGGGCAAGUGGUGGGUACGCAGGUGGAGCCCACUCAGGUGGGGUGCCUGUACGUGUGGGUAGUGAGGAGUGUGUCUUCUUUACUGGAGUUGAGGAUGCACAGGGAGCGCUUGAUUAUGUGAAGGCAUCACCGAAGCGCCUCAGCCUGCCUAAUACCGCCUGGGGAUCAGGGGCGGCAUUAGAGAUCUACACCCAGCAGCAUGGAGGCCUUGCCAUGGGAACAGGCUCAGGGGCCGGGUCAGAGGAGGAUCAAAUGAUCGCGGCCAAUCGGCACAGCCUAGUGGAAAAGAUCGGCGAGUUAGUUGCCAGUGCACACGCCCUUGGAGAAGGGCAGUUUCCUUUCCCCGCCCUCCCUGAUGACCCGGCCCUGCAGCCAACCGGCCCCACCGAUAGUGAGAUAGAGAGGGCAGAAGGGUCCGGCGACAUGUUGACCACCAUCAGGAGAGGGGUCCGUCUCCGCAAGACCGUAUCCAAUGACCGCUCAGCACCACGUAUCUUGUGAUUCGAGGAGAAGCAGGAAUAAGAUGAUACUUGUCAGCCAAUAGGGAGUCAGGUGUUGGUGUGGUGCAACCCAACAGCCUAGUACAUACACAAACACUUAACUAUGUAGGGAAAGCUAUAAUAUAACAGAUAAUGAAUAAAAACAUACACAAAAAAAGUUUAAUGACACCAUUAGAGUAAAUGAUAUAUAAUAUAAUGAUAAUAAUAACAUUAAUGAUGUUAACUCAUGGUGACAAAUAAAAGUGAAAUACUGAAUAUUGACAGGCUCCUAGCAGGCCACUAUAACUAGUGUAUGUUGGACGCAUGUUUGUCUUCUUUACACCUUCACCCAGGGACGAAAAACAGAUACGUGAAAAAAAAAAAAAGGCAAAGAAAGAGAGAAAGACUGGGUUCUGUUUGUCAAUUACACCUUUCCCCAUCCUCUUCUCCAACUAACCCGACUGUCUACUCCUAGAUGAAAGACUAAUGACUGAUGGAGGUCCCUGUGGGGGGUGAUUAAGAGGGGGGGUCAGAGUGCCAUGUGACCAGCUGGAUUAGAACCCAGGCUAUCUCAGCAGCGACAUACUGUACUUAUUAGCCCACUGAACUUUAGCUUUGGUAUUAGCACGGGGAGCUAACAGGCCAGAGGUCCCCUCUGGUUCAUCCUAAUGUAAAAGAGUGUUUAAAAAAUACUGUUGGCAUUGAACCGUGCUAGUUCCCCCUUCCCCUCUCUUGUGUGUGUGGUGCAUUCAUGUGUAUGCAUGUGGGCAAAGGCGAGUGUGUGUGCACGUGAUUGAUUGUUUGUGUGUGCGCGAGGGGGGUGGGUAGAGCUCUGCUGCAGGACAGCUGGUUACCCAAUGAGGGCAGGGCUUUUCUCCUGUGUGUUGUACCUGUAUUUUCUUGUUUAUAUCGUGACGUCAUUUACCUUGUUACAACUGUACGAGAAGUAAUCCAGGCGUAUAGAUAUAUUCAUAUAUAUUUUCUAGAACCAGAGAGAAAAUGUUAAAUCAGAAAUGGAGCAAUAAAUGUGUUUUAUUUUCUUGUUUCUAAGAAGAGGAUAAAUGGAGGACUGUGGGUUCUCCUUUAUCACAUUCAGGCAAUCAUCAGGAAUGCUAAAUUACAUGUUGACUGUGAAUUCAUGCCUCACCACUUUGGUGUGUCUCUCUCUCUGUCGCUUUUUCUUUCUAGUGGAGGAAAUGGAUUUCAAAAAUGUUGAAAAACGCUCAAACUGUAAAGCACUUUGAAAGGUAGAGUAUGUACAAUAGCUGCUAGAUGUUGCUGUAGUCAUACCUUAUGCAAGGGAGAGAAAAAGUGAAAGAGAUGGUUGCCAAUAAUAGGGAGGGAUAUUAUUUAAUGUGUUAUAGAAGACAGGGAGGGACAAAGAGGAAGUGAUAAAGACCGGUGGAAUUGAAGUAAUUGGUGGAAGAAGAGCAGGGAUGAGAAAGUUGGGCACAAAUAUUUAUCUAAAAUGUUGAUUGAACGUCAGAGCUCUUCAGGGUUCUACAAGCCUUUGUGCUUCUGUGGAUGGUGAAUUAAGUGGUUGCACUCAACACAUAUUGCAAAAUAUACACAGCACAGAUAGUUGAGAGUACUUUGGGAUAUAGGCUUUAGAAGGUCACUCGACCUGAAUGACAAAAACAGUCAGCCCAUAAAAUUGAUUAUGGAAAUGUCUAAUUUCUAAUGUCCAAAGUAAGGUAAAUUACAAAAUAGCAUUCACUCAAGUUCAUGUGCAAAUAGAUAUCAGUACAUUGGCUUAUCCGCAAAUGUGUUCUUACCUGUACAUACUGUAUAUCUUUGCAUUAUGAAAAAGCUGAGCAGCAGCCUUUUGCCUAAGAUUGGCUCCUCAAGUUUUAUUUAUAAGGACACCAUACAACAAAGGUAAUAUAUCGUACAGAGGAUCAUAUUUGCAAUAAUGUUACCAUAGUAGACAAAAAAUGACUUUGAGGGAGAGCACGCAGUUAGUUGCACAGUGUUGGGCAGUGGUUAGCUGAAAGCUAGCAGUUAGCAGCUCUGGCUUUGGCCACGCCUUUAGUUGAAGAUAGGAUUUAUCUUUAGGUAAACAGAAUUUUAAACUCAGUGCUUUUGAUGAUCGGUAAUGUGUAGUUGAAAAAAAAUAAAACUUGCCCAACACUGUUUAUUUAAUUGAGGGAUUUACCCUGUUUGUGUAUGUAAUGCUAAGCUAAACGUUAACAUUUAGAUUAGCAUGUUUUCAGUCACAAACAGUACAUACAGUGCCACUAAUCAUGUCCUUUAACUGAACCUGUGUCUCAAUUUGGAUACUUCCAUUAGUGCCAUGUACUUGUGUAGUGCUUGAAUUUCAACAGUGUUGUGUUGCUUCAAAGCUGACAGCUGUUGUGAAGUAACCUAAAUUGACUCACAUUUGAACAUCCCUUUUUAUUUUGAUCGUAUAUUGCAACAGGAAAUAUAUCUAGCCACCUUAUUGGCAAGUCUGGUGGUAACUGCCCUUUGACUAGAUAGCCAAAAUAGCGACCACUGCUCCUAGUACCAGGAAGAGGGUUUCAUCCCUCCAAUUCUAUUCUAUUCUAUUAUUGAGGGUAAGAAUUAUCCAGUGUUCCACACGUCACUUUUUGACUGUUAUAAGUACAACAACCAGGCAUUCAUAGUGCACUUCUGCCAUACUUUCACAAUACGGAAGUCCACAAAUUGAGACACAGCACAAGUGUUUCUAUCCCAGUUUAGCUUAGCUUAGUGCUAAUAACUCAGUUCAGCUCAGGACACGACUGCAUGAAAGGAUUAUUUAUGGACUUGAAGAUGUGGUGAAGAAAAAGGUGAAGCCUGUUUGAUACGCUCUCUGAUGACAAAUAAGCAGGAGUGUUAAAUUAGACUUUAGAAACUGACGGAGAGAGGACGAGAGCAAUGAGCAUUUCACUGCCUGUUCAUACAAUAUGUGUUGUACUUGUAAAUGAGAAUCAGGCGCGCAUAUUUGGCAUUAAUGGUUUGUUAAACAAAAAUGUACAUUGAAUUUUCAGUUUCGGUAUUAUUCUUUUUUCAUUCCGCAGUAUUGUUUGAAUAUUUUGUCUUAAUUUUAUUUUAUGUAAAAGAAUAAGAAAUCACUCCACAUGUAACACAAACUAUUAAGCUGUGUCAUAUGUGGAUGUAGGAUGGGUGGGCCGAGUGUGAGUGUGUCCUUGUUUGGUCGGUGAACUCUUUACGUCUGUACGCUCUUCUAACAGAAGGCAUCAGCACUCUUAUAGUAAAUGCCCUAUUUUUAACUUAUUUCUGAACUGUUUUAAAUAUAGUUGUGGCCCUUAAAAAUAAUAUAAUGAUAAUUCAAUUUAAAGGGUGAGAGAGGAUAAUGUUUAAAAUGUGUAAACACAAUGUGUGUGUGUUUUCACAUGUGGAUGAUGUGUGUUGUAUCAGCUGGGUGAGAGGGUAGAAGGGGAGAGGACCUCCCUCAAGAAAAAGAGAAAUUGUUCAUCUGUAAGACCACCAAUGGAAGUCAAAGUGUACAUGAAUAUAGGUAUGGAUGCUGAAUGUACUGCAAUGUGUAGGGGGGACAUUUAACUGUUUGUGUUUGACUUGCUUGAAUGAUUGCAAUGUCAUGACUUUGUUCUUGUACAACUGAAUGAAGUUUAAACAGUAGGAAAGCAAUACAGAGGUAGUGUGCAUGUGCGUACAUUCAAGUGUGGGUAUGUUAAAGGAAAAUAGCUCUGUUUUGUUUUGGUUCACCAUCUUAAAGCUAUAUCACAUUGCCAUCUCUCAAUGGGAUGAUAUAGAGUUACCCUUCACUAUAUUUCCAAGGACACUGUUAGAGCCAAUUCCAAGAGUCUGAAUGCGUAUGUGCUGUAUGUUUAUUCAUUCUAGUGCACAUUGAAUUCACUGCCAGUUAUCUAUAUUAGUCAUUGCUUGAUUAAAGCGUUUAUAAUUCCCUGCAAAACAGACAUGCUGCUUAAUUCCAAAAGAUGGAUUACAACUCAGGAUAAGAGCAGGAUUUCACAUUGAGUCAGAUGAGAAAAAGUCAGAUCAUAUUGAACACACUGGCCUUUGAUGAGUGUGAGAUGAGUGUACAACACUGCUAUUUUCCUUUAAAAUGCCAAAUUAACAGCACAAAAAGUUAUCUAAACUAAAACAAUAAUGUCUUUUUUUAACAUGCUGAAUUAACUGUGUACUGAACUAACUGUCUGAUCAAGCUGAAACUACUACUCUGCUACACAUAUAUCAUUAUGCCCAUUUUUACGAGUAUGUGUUUGUGGGUAGAAAUAGGUCUACUGGCUACAAUGAAACAGACAUACAUAAAAACAUAUCGGCAGAUGUACAUGCGUGCAGGCAUGCGUGCGUACAACACGAACAAACACGUCAUAGGAUAUACACAAACUACACAAACUAGGCCUGUGUAUACACAAGUUACACAGGCCUAACUGCUGUACAUCAUGUUCAAAAGGAACUAGCACUGUAAAAAUAUAUUUAUUUACAUUUCAUAAUUUUUAAAUCAGUUAAAAAGUUGAAAAUAUCCCAUCUCGACAUUCAGUGAUAUUGCAGCAUUGUAAGUUCUUAUCUUGACAACAUCUAGAUAAGUACACACAUGAAACAUGAUAGUUACAUGCCAUGUGCACACUUGAAUAAAAUGACUUCAGAAAAUACUGUGUUUCUGUACAGACUGUAGUGCUGUUGAGUUAUUAUGCAAGUACCUACGACUACAACUGUCAAACUGAUAAAGGAAUAGUUUGAGCUACCUACAACGGCAUGGUUAGCUUAGCCUACGACCAAUAAGUAAGCACAGUUAGCCUGGCUAGCCCAAUGAUUCAUAAUACAUCAACCAGGAUCUAAAGUAAACUAAUUACCAUGCUAUGUUUUGUUUGUUAAAUCCACACGAAAAUAUUUUUCUAUUCGACUCAUUUUUUGGCCAAGUGCCAAAACAUACCCAGUUGAAAACCAGUUACUCCAAAGGAAUACUUCUAAAACAAAAUGACAAUUUGUAUAUCAAUGAAUCACCCAAUGUUACUAUUGAGUUUUGAGAAAAAUGCCUGCCUUUACGUUCUUAAACUAAAAGGCUUGGAUAAUACUGCAAGAGUUUUUAUAGUGAUAUAUUUUUGCUUUACAGAAAUGUUCUGUAAGAACUCAAGGUAACACAUGGUUUGUAAUUUGUAUACAAGUUGUCAUUUUUGGUGUUUAUUACUCUUCAUAUGAUUAGUAUAUUGCCAUUGUAGGAACACAGUAGGGUUAAAAACUCAGCAGCACCAUUGUCUGAAAGCCUGGAGGUGUACAGAAUCUACUAAUUACUAUCAAAUUUGUUUGAACACUCACAUUAUGUACGGAGACCGUUUUCACACCCAUCUAUCCCUCUUUCUCUUUUCCUCUCUAUUAUCUUACUCUUGUCUUACCUCCAUCCACUGGCACAGUAAUCCCAGGGACGCCGUCUGACUGAUAGGUUAGAAAACAACAUUUGUUGAGUCCCAGCGGCUGUACUCUUUGUCCCUCGCAGCCCAUCAAAGCUAAUGAAACAUAAUUCUGAUGAAGUCUUUAUUCACACCACAGCCAACAUGAGCUCAGUUUCUCUCUCUGUUAUAUCCCAUUCACUCUGGUCCUUCCUCUUUCUCCAUGUCUGUGUUUGUAGGUUGGUAAGUAUGUGUGCUACAGUUCAAAUGUGUAUGUGGCUAACUGGUGGUUUCUGCGUGUGUUGUGUUAAGAGCCAGAAGCAUUAGCUAGGGUAAACUACCCCGCUGUACAGGACUAGCUUCAAGGCACUCAGCUGACACUCAAUCAUAGCACUAGAUUACAUUUUAAUUAAUUUUGCCUUUUAAGACAUCUUGUUGGGACCAUAUCACAGGCAGCUUAUAUUACUUUGAUGGUUUCUUGGUGAGCUUCUGUCUCUAAAACCUACAAGACGCAAGGGGGAGCAGUAUAAUAACAUGCAGUAGGAAUUUUUACCCACAUCGCCAAAAUAAAUCUUAUGGUGUUUGCAGCACAAGUAUAUUAGUAUUUGUGUUAAAUAGGGCUAAAAAUCAAAGGCAACUUUUCUUUUGAAAAGCUGCCAAAAUGGACACAAGUGACAAUUACAGCAUAAUGUUAAAAUGUCACGGAACAGUAGCACAUGAAAGGGAGGAUUCUAAAGUCUUAAUUCAAAACCAAACAUCACCAAAUCACUCAAAGUAAAUGUUAAAAAAGAGGGUUUUUAAAAAGCAUUGGUUUUUCAACUUGUUGUCCAUCCACAACUUAGUUACCCUGGUUACUUACUAGGAAAUUGGCAGAUUUCCAUUGUGGACAUUUGCUUGCAGCGGGAACACAUAUGCAAAUCUAUGUGGAGAUUUAGCUGAGAACAGACUUAUUUUGCGGUGUGAAAUGCAACUUUGAUUUCCUUCAAGAAAACACAGUCUGUCAAACAUUCUUAAAAACAAAAACACAUAUUUUAAGGCUCCUUAUGGCUGAUUCAAAUAAGAAUGACCUUGUGGUGACCAUUAAAAGGACAGAUUGAGCUGCAUUUAUAAUGAGAAGUAUUUCACAUAGGCAAAUCCCUAGUGUAUGGAACUGAGCUAGGGUUAGGGUUAGGCUUAAGCAAAAGACAAAAUAUAUAAAAUGUUCUUACUCUAAGUAGGUAUUUAAAUACUAAUAUCAGUCUUAAUUUAAAUUAUACCUUACCAAAUACAUUUAAAAGUCUUUAGAAGGUACCAACAUAUGGGGUAUUUAAAAGGGUCCUUAGGCUCAAAUGCUGCAUUACAACACGCUCCCAAAGCCAUCUGCCCAGGUUAUACUGAAUGUGUACUUUAUGUGAGUGUGCAUGAAUGUGUGUUGCACUAGGACACUUGGUUAAGACCCCUACUGUUUCUCCCUCCCACCUCCCACGCACAAUCUGCCAAUCGUCUUUGCUGUCUAUAACUGAAGAGACCCAACACACACACACACCAACAAGCACACACACAGUUGUCUGAAGCAAACGUGACUAAGGUAGAUUCUUGGAAGCUCCAUUAUGGUCUUCUGAGGGAUCAUGAUGAAACACGUUGUAACUUCCUGUCAUAUAGACAUGCAGAACAGAGGGGCCACAGUGGCCCCCGGUGCCACAGUGACUGAACUGAAUAUCUCUGUCAGUUCUCCAGUUCUCAGUAGUGUCUCUCGCUUGCUCUCUCUCUCUGUCCCUUCUUCCUCUAUAGCCUCCACAUGAAAUCUCUCCACAACUCACCAUUAAGACAUUGAUAUCAUUUUCUAUGGGGCUAUUUUGUUCCAAGGAUACCAAUUUGGCCCAGUCAACAUCUGCUUUAUGUUUCUGUACAAACCAAUCUUUUGCUCCUCUCUUCACCCCCCCCCCUCGUAGACCAGCAGGCACCGUGGUCUUUGUCUUUCUCUCUUCUUUCUGUCCCCUCUUCUUCUUUAAUUUAUUGUGAAUUGAUUUCCAAGGUCGUUUCGCCUCUGUCGCUGAUGAUAAGGUUUUCUUUUUCUGUCUUCCUUUUUGUAAAAUUGACCUUUUUUUGUUAACUUUAGUCACUGCUAAUGUAACAAAACGCACUGUGAUGAUUCCAGUAUUAAUAAAAGUUGUACUUAAACUGUG
This is a messenger RNA of Trematomus bernacchii (emerald rockcod), 10601 nucleotides long. RefSeq names its product protein MTSS 2-like. The record is from RefSeq and is a predicted model, not a curated record. The transcript is spliced from 15 exons. Gene Ontology annotation, molecular function: phospholipid binding; actin binding. Gene Ontology annotation, cellular component: cytoplasmic side of plasma membrane; actin cytoskeleton. Gene Ontology annotation, biological process: cell projection assembly; plasma membrane organization. NCBI's taxonomy places the organism in Eukaryota, Metazoa, Chordata, Actinopteri, Perciformes, Nototheniidae. The coding region runs from base 705 to 3122 and encodes 805 amino acids.